This is a messenger RNA of Dentiscutata heterogama, 837 nucleotides long. The record is from the annotation of a GenBank genome assembly. Lineage: Eukaryota; Fungi; Glomeromycota; Glomeromycetes; Diversisporales; Gigasporaceae.
AUGACUGAAAAUAAUAAACGAUUACAAUAUGAAGAAUUAUCUUUAUUAAUCUCCAUGUUUAACGAUAACGAAUUUAAGUGGGUUGGUGGUCCAGAUCAAUUGGAACAUUGGAAGUCAGCACUGGACAAGUUUAUGUUAACUCAUGAUGUUUCUGGCUUAGAAGUUUCUCCCUUUCGAUUUCGAAUUUUUCUGGAUAUGGGUGAAAAUUGGUUCAACGUGUUUCUACCCUGCCGAUAUCCAGAGGCUAGACCAGAAUGUUAUUUUUCAUCUGACACUGCUACUAAACAAAUGUGGACUGAGAUAAAUCAGGAAAUUGAAAAGAAACUGAAUGAAAGAUGUGAUAAUGGUUGGUAUCGACCUUCGCAUAUAAAAUCAUUUUUGCAGCAACCGGUUAUUAUUGAAACAUCAACAUCUGAGCUUUCUCAAUUUAAUGAAAAAAGUGACUAUUCGUUUAAAAUUUGUCGAAUUUUGAUAUGGACACAUCAUUUAUUGUCUCUUGAAAAAAGGAAAUGUGUAUGUCGAUGGGCUAAUGAAUUAGGAAUAUGGGGACUUUCAAAACCUGGAUACCCUGGAAUAAUUAUUGUGGAAGGGUUAUAUGAUAAUGUUCAAGAUUACAUCUCUAGAUUAAAGAAUUUAAAAUGGCAAGCGAUUACCAUCCGCUCAGAAGAGUCUGAAGUAUAUAAUUCACCAUUACACAAUCAUGGUGAAUUUGUAAAAAUAAGGCUGGGACGUAUUAACCCUGGGGUUUCUGAAUUUGAAAGUAUGUCUGAAAUUUCUUCAAAGUGCAAUGAAAGAGGCAGGAUUGGAAGAAAUGUUUUUGUCAGCCAUGAAGAUUAA